Polistes dominula (European paper wasp) is the source of this 3222-nucleotide messenger RNA. It is a transcript of the gene Dpit47, whose product is annotated as DNA polymerase interacting tpr containing protein of 47kD. Gene Ontology annotation, biological process: protein folding. Lineage: Eukaryota; Metazoa; Arthropoda; Insecta; Hymenoptera; Vespidae. Gene Ontology annotation, cellular component: cytosol; nucleus. Gene Ontology annotation, molecular function: Hsp90 protein binding; Hsp70 protein binding. The record is from RefSeq and is a predicted model, not a curated record.
GUGGUGACAUCUCAUGAAAUUUGACGAAAGUAACAUUAAGGAAAAAUCUAUUUGUGAUCGUUAUUUCUUGUUAACCGUUGUAAGGAGAAUAAUAGUUUUAGUAAAUGUUAUAAAUACAUAUAUUUGUAAAUUUGUAUAAUAAGUAUUGUUUUAUUAUACGUAGUAAACGUAAUAAUUCUCUAUUGUUCUACGUAGUAAUAUAACCUCAUUGUUAUCAGCAACAUUUAUAUCAUUUUCUAUAACCAUUAAAAAAACAUAACAUAACAAGUAUUCAAAAUGUUAGACAAGGAUGAUGUAGAUAAUGAAAAAAUCAGAAAACACAAGGAACGUCUGAAACUAGCUUCCAAAUUAGAUGACGACUUGAAUGAAUUUAUUGAUUCAUUAGAAAAGAAAACUUACACCGAAGGAUGGACAGAAGAAACAAUGUUGAAGGAUCUGGACAGUCAUCCGUUCUUCAUGAAGAAAUUACCAGAUAGCGAUGAACCAUUGCAUCCUCUUGUGGAAGGUUUGCAACAACUUAAAUAUUCAGAGGAGGAAAAUACACCUGAAGAAUUAGCUCUGAGCUAUAAAGAAGACGGAAACUUCCAUUUCAAACAUAAGAAAUAUCGUAUGUCUAUUAUAAGUUAUACGUUAGGUCUCAGGACCAAAUGCAACGAUCCCAAAUUAUCGGCAGCACUUUACAAUAACAGAGCUGCAGCUCAUUAUAUGCUUAAGAAUUACCGGUGUAGUUUAAAUGACAGUAAACAAGCGAUAAAAUUGCAAUCAAAUUAUGUUAAAUCCUUGGAAAGAGCCGCGCAUUGUUGCUUACAAAUUAAAGAUUUUGAUCAGUGUGAUGAACUAUGCGAUAGCAUCCUAGAAAUGUGUCCGACUAAUAAAGAGAUACUGAAAUUAAAAACCAACGUUUUAUUUGGACGAAGCGAGAUGGAGAACAAAGCGAGAAAGGAUAAAGCAAAGGAGAUUAAACUUGCUCGAGAAGAAGAAAAAUUAUUAUCAGUUAUCAAGGAUAAAGGUAUCAAAUUACAAUUACUGGAUGAUGAUAAAAUUCCUAGAUUGCAAGAUUUGGAACCAACGGUACCUGCAUUGAUGCAAAACAAAGUACAUCUUGAUGGAAAUAACAAACUUGUAUGGCCAGUCAUAUUUUUGUAUCCUGAAUUUCAAGAAACUGAUUUUGUACAAAAUUUUCAUGAAGAUAUUACUAUAAAAGAACAACUGGAAGAAUUAUUUUCUUCUCCGGCAGAAUGGGAUGUUAAUAAUUUGUAUGAGCCUGAUAAUGUAUCCAUAUAUUUUGAAGGAAAGGAUGUAACUUCUUUGAAUAAAGUUAACAUUUCAGAUACACUAGGAAACAUAUUAAAACAUGAACAAUUUUUGGUUCGUUGUGGAACACCAUCUUUCUUGGUAUUUGUAAAAGACAGUAAAGCUGAAGAACGAUNAUCGUUCUUCAGCUUUACUGUCUUUUACAAAUACCAAGAAAGAUGGUGUUCCACAACGAACCAAAAAUCUACGAAAAUUCAAAAAAAAAAAAAAUAUUCGUGUGGUACGAACGAGUGUAAGGCACCUAGAAAGUGCCGAUUAUUUUUUGAAAUCGUGGAAGGGAAUAAUCGAAAAACGGCGAACCAUUACGGAGGUAUUCAAUACGCGAGCUCAUACAGUAACGGUCGUACGGUAACGAGCUUGUAUAACAACAAUUGUUCUUCAACCACCACUUACGGUGGUUUUGUGCACCACCAACAACAACAACAACAACAACAGCAACAGUUGCAACAACAUCAAUAUCAACAACAACAACAACAGAUUCACGAAGAUUAUAGACCAAUUUAUUUUUAUGUCGCUCAGCCGUACACUAUACCGUAUACGUUCGCGAAAAGACCGAGACAGAAUUCAUCUCUUCUUAGAUCGGACAACAGGUCCAAUUAUCGUGUUAAAUUUUCAAAAAAACUUCCCAACGUAGACUUCUCGCAAAAGGUUAAACAGGGUGAAUUUUCGAAGAGUCUCAACCAAGUUCAUUUUGCCGAGGGCCAGGACCAAGGAUUUCCGCAUUUUUAUAAACCUGGCCAGACACCGCGACAUCCAAGAAUGACGUCGAUGUUUCGAAGGGGCACCAUAUUUGCAACAUUCUUUCUUUCAUUACUCGGUGGUGGAUUGGUCUGUGCUGCAUUAGUUACCCAACACUGGGUUGAGGCAAGACCCUGGAGGACACCGAAUCCUCAAGAGAGUGCAGGAAGAGUCCAUUUUGGUUUAUUACAGGGUAAAAAGGAAUUGAAUGUUGCCUAUGGUUGGAGAACUUAUCACGUAUCAGUACCUCAAAUGUUAAGGCAAGAUCCAACAGUGAUGUCCUGGGGACUCUGGAUGGGAACUUUAGUAGCAACUUCAGCUGCAUUGAUAACUGCUGCCUUUGCCGCACUUUUAGCUGUGCUAAAUACGGCAACCUCACCAAGAGCUAAAGCUCUCUCUGUACCUGGAGUUUAUUUUAUAAACAUUUUAGCAUUGAUAAUGUGUAUAACAAGCGUUGGUACAUGGUUAGCACAAUAUUACACUAGGUUGUACGUCAAUGUCUUACCAAAAGAAGACAUCGACAAUAUGUGGACCAGCGAAGGUUCCGCUGAACUUGGUUACUCAUUCUGGCUCGUUGCAAGUGCUGCUGUUGUGCAUCUUAUUAGUAUCGCAUUAGUUGGUUGGGGUUCUGGAAGAGAAAAGGACAACAAUUUGGAACCAAUUCCAGCAUUGGAAGAAAAAACUGCUGCAGCAAUAAUGCUCUAUUAAAAUCAGGUUUCAUUUUCAGUAUUGAAUACUGAAUUAUUUCAAUAUCUUUUGUUUAAAAGGGUAAAUGAAAACAAGAAUGGUGAGAGAUUAUCUAAAAAGCAUUUUCAAAAUUUUAUUGCAAAAGUUCCUAAGAGUUAGGGUGGUAUUUUUCUUGCCACGUGUAACACACACGUUAAAGAGAUUAUUAUAAUCGAAGUAUAAUAAUAAUAAGAAUCAUGCUUUUUUUUUUUUUGUAUUUUUUAAUUAUAUUUCUCCAUGAGGCACAUAAUAAAGCCAAUCUUGCCUGUUUAAUAAAAUUAUUUGUUAAAGAUUUAAAAAAAAAAAAAAAAGAAGAAAAAAAAAGAUUGGUACUUUAGGGAAUGAUUUUUAUACGAGACACACAUGUUAUUAAUCAACAUUGAAUCCUGAUUGACGAAUUUACUGUUAUCAGUAAUCUAAUUAUACUCAUACAAUAAUUUUAAU